This is a messenger RNA of Daucus carota subsp. sativus, 970 nucleotides long. RefSeq names its product U2 small nuclear ribonucleoprotein A'-like. NCBI's taxonomy places the organism in Eukaryota, Viridiplantae, Streptophyta, Magnoliopsida, Apiales, Apiaceae. Bases 40 to 489 code for a protein of 149 amino acids. The record is from RefSeq and is a predicted model, not a curated record. The transcript has 6 exons.
ACAUAUUUGUUUUGAUAGGAACGAAAUGAAGCAUCUCGUAUGUUUGCGUCAGAAGAAUCUGAAGCUGAGGCAAGAAAGGAAUCUGUAAAGACAUUUGUGCCUGGUGAGAUACCUGCACCUGAGGUUGCAAAGGAAGAGCAGCCACCUAAAAAGGUUGCCCCAACACCAGAGCAAAUAAUAGCUAUCAAGGCUGCCAUUGUUGAUUCCCAAACACUUGAAGAGGUUGCAAGGCUUGAACAGGUUUUCAUCAUGGAGGAGGCUUUGAAAUCUGGCCAGCUUCCUGCAGAUCUUGAAAUCAUUGAUACUGGUCCUGUGACAGUCGACACGAACACCAAUGUGGACAAAAUGAUAACGGAAAGUGAAAAGGAAGCUAAGGAUGGAACAAGUGAUGUCAAUGAACAGGAAAUGAUGGGCCUGCAGACAUGGAGCAGCUUCCGCCCAGGUCAGUUCCUCACACAACUGAAAAUACAAGGAAAGCGGAUCAAAUAAAGGUUCUGGGAUGGAUUAUAACACGGGUUCAAACGAGGCAUAAGUUCUACAUGGUUUGCCGCCAAAUCUCUAACUAUGCAGCAUCUACUUUGCUUACUGUUAAUGUUUUUCAUAGUCCGUAAACGCUGUUGGACUGAUUUAGAAGACGAAAGGACGCAAGGUAUUAUUUUACCACAAUCUAAUGUGGUUUCCACCAUUUCCAGGUCUUAUGUUGAAGCAUCAAAGAAAUACUUUUGUUUCAAUUUGUAAGAGCGCAACUUGCCUAGAUAUUCACCAUGUAUCUGUUGUGUUUUAUUUUUUGAGGUAGCAUGUCAUAUACCUAGAGCUCCUGAUAAAGCUCUACAUCAAUUUCUGAGCAAUAGGGAGGAAAGGAUUAAAAGACAAAAAACUGAUUGUCAAAAGCAAGAUGCCCAGUCAAUAGCAGACCAUAAAUUGCGAUACACAUACUGAUGGAUCAUACAGAUAAUGGAUUAUUGACGAG